Molecule: messenger RNA, 5743 nt
Organism: Eublepharis macularius
Lineage: Eukaryota; Metazoa; Chordata; Lepidosauria; Squamata; Eublepharidae
Gene: AP3D1
Product: adaptor related protein complex 3 subunit delta 1
Exons: 32
Coding region: 213-3854 (1213 amino acids)
Biological process (GO): synaptic vesicle membrane organization; Golgi to vacuole transport; protein targeting to vacuole
Cellular component (GO): presynaptic endosome; endosome membrane; membrane coat
Source: RefSeq, a predicted model, not a curated record
UCCUGUGAGGGGAGGAUUUUCUUUCUUCUUUUUUUGGACUCUUCCGCUGCCCUCCUGCCCCGCCGUUGUGGGAUGUGAGCCGCGCCUGGCGCUCUUCCUCGGCGGCUCCUUGUCUCCGCCGGGCCUGCCGCGGCCUAGCCCGGCCCCUCCCCGGUGGAGCCUGCCCCUCCCCCACCCCGCGCCCCCCCUCGCCCCCCGCCCGGGCCGCCGCGAUGGCGCUGAAGAUGGUGAAGGGCAGCAUCGACCGCAUGUUCGACAAGAACCUGCAGGACCUGGUGCGGGGCAUCCGCAAUCACAAAGAGGACGAGGCAAAGUACAUCUCUCAGUGCAUUGAUGAGAUCAAGCAGGAGCUGAAGCAGGAUAACAUUGCAGUGAAAGCAAAUGCCGUUUGCAAGCUUACCUAUCUGCAGAUGUUGGGUUAUGACAUCAGCUGGGCUGCCUUCAAUAUUAUCGAAGUCAUGAGCGCAUCAAAGUUUACCUUUAAAAGAAUUGGAUACUUGGCUGCCUCUCAGUGCUUUCACGAAGGGACGGAUGUCAUCAUGCUGACUACCAACCAGAUCCGAAAGGAUCUCAGUAGUCCUAAUCAGUACGAUACUGGAGUUGCCCUGACUGGUCUAUCCUGUUUUGUGACUCCAGAUUUGGCUCGAGACUUGGCAAAUGAUAUCAUGACCUUGAUGUCACACACCAAGCCUUACAUCAGGAAGAAGGCAGUGUUAAUCAUGUACAAAGUGUUCUUAAAAUACCCCGAAUCCCUUCGGCCUGCAUUUCCUCGUCUUAAGGAGAAACUGGAAGACCCAGAUCCUGGGGUCCAGUCGGCUGCUGUGAACGUUAUAUGUGAACUUGCCAGGCGUAACCCGAAGAACUAUCUCUCCCUUGCACCGCUGUUUUUUAAACUGAUGACAUCAUCCACCAACAACUGGGUCCUCAUUAAAAUAAUAAAACUGUUUGGUGCUCUCACUCCAUUGGAACCCAGGCUGGGGAAGAAACUGAUAGAGCCCCUGACCAACCUCAUACAUAGCACAUCAGCCAUGUCGCUCCUCUAUGAGUGUGUGAACACGGUGAUAGCAGUCUUGAUCUCUCUCUCUUCGGGGAUGCCCAACCACAGUGCCAGCAUCCAGCUCUGUGUGCAGAAGUUGAGGAUUCUCAUAGAAGAUUCAGACCAGAAUUUGAAGUAUUUGGGACUGCUGGCAAUGUCCAAAAUCCUGAAAACUCACCCCAAAUCCGUCCAGUCUCAUAAGGAUCUUAUUCUCCAAUGCUUGGAUGACAAGGAUGAAUCCAUCCGCCUCCGCGCCUUAGACCUUCUCUAUGGAAUGGUGUCAAAGAAGAACCUGAUGGAGAUAGUGAAGAAGCUGAUGAUCCAUGUGGACAAAGCUGAAGGGACCACCUACAGGGAUGAGCUGUUGACCAAAAUCAUUGAUAUAUGCAGCCAGUCCAAUUACCAGUACAUCACAAACUUCGAAUGGUACAUCAGCAUCCUGGUGGAGCUGACGCGUCUGGAGGGCACUCGCCAUGGACACCUCAUUGCAUCCCAGAUGCUGGAUGUGGCCAUCCGCGUGAAGGCCAUCCGCAAGUUUGCCGUGUCACAGAUGGCGAUGCUUCUGGACAACGCCCACCUGCUGGCCAGCAACACCCAGCGGAAUGGGAUCUGCGAGGUGCUGUAUGCCGCUGCCUGGAUAUGUGGGGAAUUCUCUGAGCACCUCGAGGAGCCGCACCAGACCCUGGAAGCAAUGCUGCGGCCAAAAGUGACCACUCUCCCAGGCCAUAUCCAAGCAGUUUAUGUCCAAAACAUGGUGAAGCUUUACGCCUCGAUCCUGCAUCAGAAGGAGCAAGCCAGCGAGAAGGAGGCGGCUCAGGAGGCCACCCAGAUGAUGAUCGAGCGUUUGCCUCAGUUUGUGCAGAGCGCUGAUCUUGAAGUCCAGGAGCGGGCGUCCUGCAUCUUGCAGCUAAUGAAAUAUAUUCAUAAACUUCAGUUAAAAGAGGUGCCAGUGGCUGAGGAAGUGAUUGCCUUGUUUGCUGGGGAGCUCAACCCUGUGGCCCCCAAAGCACAGAAGAAAGUUCCAGUCCCAGAAGGUUUGGACCUUGACGCCUGGAUUAACGAGGCUCCUUCAGACAGUGAAUCAGAGGAUGAGAAGCCCAGGACGAUCUUCCAUGACGAAGAGCAGAGGCACUCAAGGCACCGGCAGCCUGAGAUUGAUGAGGAGGAGCUAGCCAGGCGCCGAGAAGUCCGGAAGCAGGAGCAAGCAAACAACCCAUUUUACAUUAAGAGUUCUCCUUCCCCACAGAAACGGUACCAAGAUGCCCCUGGUGUUGAACACAUACCUGUGGUUCAGAUUGACCUCUCUGUUCCCCUAAAAGUUCCUGGCAUGCCAGUGUCUGACCAGUAUGUGAAGCUGGAGGAGGAGCGUCGGCACCAGCAGAAGCUGGAAAAGGACAAGAAGAAGAAGAAGCAGAAGAAAGAGAAGCGGGGCAAGCACCGGCGUCACAACUCUCUCCACACGGAGAGCGAUGAGGACAUUGCACCUGCCCACCACGUGGACAUCAUCACAGAGGAGAUGCCAGAGAAUGCUCUGCCCAGUGACGAGGAUGAUAAAGACCCCAACGAUCCUUACAAAGCACUGGAUAUAGACCUAGACAAGCCUUUAGCCGAUAGCGAGAAGCUUCCUGUUCAGAGGCACAGGAACACUGAUGGCCUGAAAUCUCCCCAAGAUGCAGAAGUUCCCCCCGUAGAGAAGAAGAGCAAGAAACCAAAAAAGAAGGAAAAAAAGCACCGAGAGAAAGAGAGGGAGAAAGAGAAAAGGAAAGAGCGUGUGAAGAAAAUGGAGGAGGAAGAUAAAAAGCCUGAUGACAUGGACUUCUGGCUUUCGGAUGCUCCUUCCCCUGCAGCAGCCACAGAGGCAGAGAGCAAGGCAGAGGUGAAUGUGGAGUCAGCAGAACCCGGAGAACUUGAAGAAGCCCAGAAGGAGGGACAAGAGGAAGAGGCAGAGGAGGAAGGUGAAGGAAAGAAAUCCUCCAAGCACAAGAAGAAGAAGCAUAAGAAGGAGGAGAAGUCCAAGGAUAAAAAGAAGUCCAAGAAACACCAUGGAGAGGAGCCACCGCCAAUGGAGUCUGUGCAGAAUGGAACCCUGGAGGAUGAGCCUCUACCGCCCAUGUCAAGUUACUCUCUCCUUGCUGAAAAUGCAUACAUUACCAUGACCUACGAUAUCCAAGGGAACCUCCAGAACGACAGCCAGGUCACUGUCUCCGUGAUCUUUGAGAACAAGAGCAACAGCUUUCUCAAGAGCAUGGAGCUCAAUGUGUUGGACUCCCUUAACACGAAGAUGCUUCGGCCAGAAGGCGCCUCGAUACAUGACGGCAUCCCCGUUCCUUUCCAGUUGCCUCCUGGAGUCUCAAAUGAAGCUCAGUUUAUCUUCACCCUUCAGAGUAUUAUCAUGGCACAGAAGCUAAAAGGAACUCUGUCUUUCAUAGUGAAAGAUGAUGAAGGUUCAACGCACGAAAAACUAGAUUUCAAGUUGCACUUCAGUUGUGCCUCUUACUUGAUUACGACACCGUGUUACAGCGAUGCUUUUGCAAAGCUGCUGGAGUCAGGGGACUUGCACGGCAGCUCAAUUAAAGUGGACGGCAUCACAGACCCUUUCCAUCAUGUACUGGCAAAAAUAUGCUUCCACCAUCACUUCUCAGUUGUGGAGCGAGUUGAGGCCUGUGCAUCCAUGUACAGCCGUUCAAUUCAGGGCCAUCAUGUCUGCCUGCUAGUGAAAAAGGGAGAGAACUCUGUAUCUGUCGAUGGGAAAUGUGAUGAAUCCACCUUGCUGAGCAACCUUCUGUCUGAACUCAAGGAGACCCUUUCAAAGUGCUGAGUCCUCUUGGGAACUGGUGCAACCCCCCCCAUCCCACCCCCUCCACAACGAGAUCAGCUCACGGACUGACCCCUGGCCGAGCAUUCGGUUUCUCCAUCUCCAUCUCUCCUUUUGUGCGCAUGUACGAUGCCCGGGGCACUUGUGUUUCAGUUCCACUCCACCCUGGGUUGUGUUUUGUUUUUUUUGUUUUGUUUUUGUUUGUUUUGUUGCUGUUUACAUGUCCUAGAACUGUAUCCCCCCCCCCCCGUUUCCUCCUAUUUCAAACUCUUAGACCACUUGUGGUGUUAGCCCUUUCUAGAAGAUCAGUGAGAUCUCUGCCAUUGUUGCCUCCCUGGCAUGGGCGAGCCAGUCAUGCAAGGAGUCGUGGGGUCCGGGCUGGAGCCACACCUACCUCAGCAGUGGCAUCGUGGUAAAAACACUGGCCACAGCCUCUGUUGCCUUCUGCUGUGGUGGGUGCACACCUGAUUGAAUCCAUUACCGUUCCUGGGAAGAGAAAUUAGGAGGAUUGACUGGAAUUCAUCUCCAUGGCACCCAACUGGGUCUCCCCCCCCCCGCCCCCAGAGGAAGCAUCUGUAACUGCACACCCCGGGAUGGAUCAGACUCUUCCUCUCCACCCCUGCUUCCUGCAGCGGGUCUCUGCUGGUGCGCUUUGUGAUGUCCACUUGAAAUAAUCACAUUCCUGAAAAAAAAUGUAGAAUGUAGCAAAGAGAACUGGAGAUCCAAAGGCUUCUUUGUUUUCCUUUGGGGUUCUGUUUUCCCUUUCUUCUAUCACUUCACCCGGCUCGCUGCGUGAAAUCAACCACUACUGAGCAGAGACUGUCCAGCUCCAAACCGAGUUGCCUCCUCCUUAGUGACGUGUUCUUCUGGCCCAACAUUUAAAACGUCAAGAGCGUGAAUCAGUGCUGGUCCCGUCCUACGUCUGUCAGUGUUGCUGUGCCUCAGUGCUCCAAACCCAAGAGGGGUUAGAUGUUGAAAAACGAUGGAACGGCAUCAGAUACAAACAGGUGGACCCACAUCUGGGGACAACUUGACAACUCUACCUUUGGCUGGAAACUUUAUUCCCCCCCGCCCCCACCCUUCUUCUACAAACCUGUUUUUGUCCCAAUCUUGGGACUUGUGGACGGUUAUUUAUUUGAAAGCCUGGGUAGAGAGCAUCUCUUAAUGAAGUACAGCCCCAGUACAUCAGCACUUACGUUUGAGUCUAUCCCUAAGAGUCAGUAAUGCAUAGGAGGGCCCCUUCUGGUUUAAAAUCCUCGGUAUGGGAAGGGGGAUGGGGAAAAGGGAAACGCUGGGAGCAUUAGUUUCGUCAUCUGACUUGGCUUGUGCUUUUGCUUCAAGACACCUGGUGCCUCAAUACACUUCUCCAAGGCUAGGGGUAUUUUUUUUUCUUUAAAAAAGAAUCAACUGUGGUGUGUCUGCUAGGAUCAGCUCUGUUUCUACACUCUGAUGGAACUUGAUUUAUCACGAGAAUCGGGGCCUCUCCCCCUUAGUGCAGCAAAUGAUGCUGCUUUUGGCCUCAUGGACGAGCCAGUUGCAUUUCAAGGGAGGGGGCGACUCGUACUUACUCAAAAUCGUCAAAAACAAAUGCUCCUUGGAAUUAGUGGAUUUAAAAAAUAUGUAUACAUAAAUAUAUAUAUAUAUAUAUAUAUAUAUAUAUUCCUGGAUGAAAACUGUCACUUUAGCAUGUUGAGUCUGUUCUCUUACAGAACCCUGUGCGGUGAUUCUAGAAACUUUUUUGAGAACUCUAUGAAGUGUUAUAUUUAAAAAGAGGGAAAAAAAUCCUUUAUUUGCUAUCAACAUUCCCCUAAAAGAGAGAAGGAAAUAAAACACACACAUACCACAAAGCUGCUGUACCAAUUUUUGUGUCAAGAUGAUCCAAUAAAAUUUCA